GUAUGACUAAAAAUUGGUCAGUAAUUUAGUGAAUGUGAAAGAAAACUUGACAACAAAUGUACUGUCACAAUAUGAAUAAAUGCUUAUAUAAUAAUAUUGUUCGAAUGAAUUAGCUCGUGUACACUUGAAUUCGCGGUAAUUUUCUCUCUCAUUUUACCCCCACUUUGGCUGUUCUCUUUCUGUCGCGUUCAGUCGCGUUGCUUCUUCUCCCACCAGCGUCUGACAGCUUGGUCGAUUCACGAGUUUGCCUGGAUACACCCGCGUUUUCCCGGGUCUUUGCGCCGUGAUUCAUGUCUAUAAGUCUGACGUCAUGUAUUAUGCAUUUUUAUUUUAUAUUAAUUUUCAACUGCUUUAAAAAAAUAAAUCAAUCAAAAAAAAGAAUCAAACAGAUUCAAUGACCACUCUACCGCAAUCCGGGAAAAAAAAGUAGUAAUGCAUUUGUUUAUAUUUUUUGUAUUUGCCGACCUUGUCGAUGGUUACUACACUGGUACAAUCACAGUUGGGCCAUUCAGUCAUCAUCAUCAUUAUCACAACCAUCACUGUAUCAAUAGCAUCAAACUACAUUGGAUCUCAACGUGGGAGUAACUUAAACUCUUUAGGAUAUACCAAAGUUCCAUCUACUUAGUGGAUAUACAGAUUGUUCGGUCCAAUAUUAUUUCAAGAUGAGCGAACAAAAUGACCAACAACAAAAUACACAAUCAAAAGAAGAACCACGGACAAAUCUUAUUAUCAAUUAUUUACCUCAAAGUAUGACAGAAAAAGAACUUUAUAGUAUGUUUGUUACUAUUGGACCUGUCGAAUCUUGUCGUGUAAUGAAAGAUUACAAAACUGGAUAUAGUUAUGGUUUUGGUUUUGUUAAUUAUGCAAAAGCUGAAGAUGCAGCCACUGCAAUAAAUACACUUAAUGGACUGCAGGUUCAAAACAAACGUUUAAAAGUUUCGUUUGCUCGACCUUCUGGAGAAGAAAUAAAAGAAACUAAUCUUUAUGUUACAAAUCUUCCUAGAAAUAUAACGGAAAGUCAGAUAGAAGAGAUAUUCAGUAAAUUUGGUAAUAUUGUACAGAAGAAUAUUCUUAAAGAUAAAUUAACUGGUUUACCCCGAGGUGUUGCGUUUGUCAGAUAUGAUAAGCGUGAAGAAGCACAAGAAGCUAUAAAUCACUUACACGGGACAAUACCAGAAGGAGGUUCAGAACCACUUAGUGUUAAAAUAGCUGAAGAACAUGGAAAGCAAAAAGCUGCAUAUUAUGCUGGAUGGCAAGCUGGAUAUAAUCAAAGCCGUGGUGGAGGAGGUCGUGGACGUGGCGGUAUAAAUGGAGGUAAUGGAAUUAAUGUCGGUAAUCCUGGAAUAGGCAGAGCUAUUUCAAUUGGAGCUCGUGGUGGUCAUCAUGGGAAUUUUAUUGGAAACGGAGGCGGAGGAGGUGGAGGUGGCGGUCCAGGAGCUAUGAGAAUGGAAAAAAUUCAUCCACAUCGUUUUAAUCCAAUAGGAAUGGGUGGUGGUUACGUUCAAUCUCAUUUUUGGUGACCAUUAAUUAACACCUUAAAUCUACUACGUGUUUAAACAUUUGUUUUACAAUUAUUUGAAAAUUUAAAAUUUUAAAAUGGAUAUUCACAACAUCAAUUUAUUUAUUCAUUAGUAUUUCUUUUAAAAUUAGGCCAUUAUUUAUUAUUUAUAUCAACUGAGUUUUAUUAAACAAUGUUGA
Molecule: messenger RNA, 1698 nt
Organism: Chelonus insularis
Lineage: Eukaryota; Metazoa; Arthropoda; Insecta; Hymenoptera; Braconidae
Product: sex-lethal homolog
Exons: 7
Coding region: 663-1520 (285 amino acids)
Cellular component (GO): ribonucleoprotein complex
Molecular function (GO): mRNA binding
Source: RefSeq, a predicted model, not a curated record